AUGGCCAGGGUCCCAGAGCUGCAUGACGCCUUCUUGCAAGCACAGGCUUCGCCCCAACUUUCCCCCGAGACCGAAGAAGAAUGUUGCGUGCAGCUCCUGGGCAAGGACUUGCUAGUCUAUCCCGAGGGGCGAGAAUACCUGGCGGCCGAAGCGCAGCCCAGGGACCCACAGGGCGCAGAGGAGAGAGAAGACCCGCAACUGCGGGUUGGAAUUAAAGCAGAAACGCAUUUAAGUAAUGGUAACUUUUCCUCUGAGGAAGAGGAUGCGGACGAUAAUGAGAGCAAAACCAAAGCCGAGGAUCAACACCUCUCUCAGAAAAAAACCAUCACGCAGAUUAUGAAAGACAAAAAGAAGCAGACCCAGCUCACGCUGCAGUGGCUUGAAGAAAAUUACAUUGUAUGUGAAGGAGUUUGCUUGCCACGGUGCAUCCUUUAUGCACACUACUUAGAUUUCUGCAGGAAAGAGAAAUUGGAGCCAGCUUGCGCAGCCACAUUUGGGAAGACAAUUCGUCAGAAAUUUCCCCUUCUGACAACCCGGCGGCUUGGGACAAGAGGCCAUUCCAAGUAUCAUUACUAUGGGAUUGGUAUCAAAGAGAGCAGCGCAUAUUACCACUCUGUUUAUUCAGGAAAGGGCCUGACCAGGUUUUCUGGCAGCAAGCUGAAGAAUGAAGGUGGCUUCACUCGAAAGUAUUCCCUUAGUUCAAAAACUGGAACUCUUCUUCCAGAAUUCCCCAGCGCUCAACACCUUGUGUACCAAGGAUGCAUUUCUAAGGACAAGGUUGAUACUCUUAUAAUGAUGUACAAAACUCACUGCCAGUGCAUCUUGGACAAUGCAAUUAAUGGAAACUUUGAAGAGAUCCAGCAUUUCUUGCUACAUUUUUGGCAAGGAAUGCCUGAGCAUCUUCUUCCCCUGCUUGAAAAUCCUGUGAUCAUUGACAUGUUCUGUGUUUGUGACUCAAUUCUUUAUAAGGUUCUUACAGAUGUACUCAUUCCUGCAACAAUGCAAGAAAUGCCUGAAAGCUUAUUGGCAGACAUAAGAAAUUUUGCAAAAAAUUGGGAACAGUGGGUUGUUUCAUCUUUGGAAAACUUGCCAGAAGCCCUUACUGACAAAAAAAUACCUAUUGUGCGAAGAUUUGUAUCUUCUCUGAAACGGCAAACGUCCUUCCUACAUCUUGCUCAGAUUGCCAGACCAGCUCUCUUUGACCAGCAUGUUGUAAAUUCUAUGAUAUCUGACAUUGAAAAGGUAGAUUUAAAUAGCAUUGGAUCGCAGGCCCUUCUUACUAUUUCUGGCAGUACAGACACUGAAUCUGAUAUCUACACUGAAUAUGAUUCUAUCACUGUGUUUCAAGAACUGAAGGAUCUCCUUAAGAAGAAUGCUACUGUGGAGGCUUUUAUAGAAUGGUUGGACACUGUGGUAGAACAGAGAGUUAUCAAGACCAACAAACAAAAUGGAAGAUCAUUAAAGAAGAGGGCUCAAGACUUUCUGCUAAAAUGGAGUUUUUUUGGUGCUCGAGUAAUGCAUAAUCUCACCUUGAAUAAUGCAUCCAGUUUCGGAUCUUUCCAUUUGAUCCGAAUGCUCCUUGAUGAAUACAUUCUCCUGGCCAUGGAGACACAGUUUAAUAAUGACAAAGAGCAAGAGUUACAAAAUUUGCUGGACAAGUAUAUGAAGAAUUCAGAUGCAAGUAAAGCUGCCUUCACUGCUUCUCCAAGUUCCUGCUUUCUGGCCAAUCGUACUAAAGGGAACUCAGUUUCCAGUGACAGUGUAAAGAAUGAAAGCCACGUGGAGACCACCUAUCUUCCUCUGUCAUCUACUCAAGGUGGAGGCCUUCCCCCUGCUCUGCAUCCUUUCCCUACAGGGAAUGCAGACAACAUGGUGCUCACAGGUCAAAUGGAGUUCUCACAAAGUGCCGGCCAUCUGAUGACACCCCCUAUUUCUCCAGCUAUGGCAAACCGAGGAAGUGUCAUUAACCAAGGGCCAAUGGCAGGGAGGUCCCCCAACGUGGGUCCUGGACUCUCAGCUCCAUCACACUGCUCAACGUACCCAGAGCCUAUUUACCCGACUCUGCCUCCAGCCAAUCAUGACUUUUUUGGGAGCAACUCUAACUAUCAGACUGUUUUUAGGGCACAGCCCCACCCCCCAUCUGGACUGUAUCCCCAUCGCACUGAGCAUGGUCGAUGCAUGGCCUGGGCUGAACAGCAGCUUUCUAGAGACCUCUUCAGUGGGAAUUGUACUGGAUCACCAUAUAAUUCCCGCCCACCUUCCAGUUUUGGACUGUCCCCACAUGCGCAAGAUUCACACAACAUGCAGUUUUUAAAUACAGGAAGCUUCAAUUUUCUGAGUCAUACAGGGACAACCAGCUGCGAGGGAGCCACAUUGCCUCCUAAUUCACCUAAUGGAUACUAUGGAAGCAACAUGAAUUACCCAGAGUCUCACAGACUUGGAUCAAUGGUGAAUCAGCAUGUUUCCGUCAUCAGCAGUGUUCGCUCACUGCCUGCCUAUAGUGACAUCCAUGAUCCACUUAACAUAUUAGAUGACAGUAGUAGAAAGCAGAUGAGCUCCUUUUAUGCAGACACACCACCUCCAGUUGCAUGUCGGACUCCAGUAGUAGCUUCCAGCUUGCAAACAUCAAUUCCUUCCUCUUCCUCCCAGUGUAUGUAUGGACCUUCUAAUCAGUAUCCAGCUCAAGAAACCCUGGAUUCUCAUGGAUCAAACAGUAGAGAAACGGUGUCAUCUUUACCACCUAUCAACACUGUGUUUAUGGGAACAGCAGCUGGUGGCACUUGAAUCAACAAUGUCAAGAGGGAGUUCACGCUAAAAAUCUCUGCUGCACAAAUAUUCACUCAGACUGUCAUCAUACUAAGGAAAAUAGAAUAUUCAGUAGCAGAACACUAUUUUUCAAGUCACUGGUACUAUGGCCUACUCCAUCGUGGAUGGAAACAGUUACAGAAUUUUGUCUUGCACACAAAUAGCUUAAAAUGUGAUCUCAUGAUUAAUCAUAGUUCAAACAUUAUGAAAUGGAACUAGUAAGGACUUGAAGAUGCAAACACUUCAACUAUGAAAAAUUAAUAUUUUACCUUUUAAUUUAUUGUAGAUUUGUGCUUUCUUCAUCUUUAGUUUAUAAAAAAAGAGAAAUGUAUAUUUAAUGCCUUCACAAUAGCCUUAAUUUAUUAGGA
Ochotona princeps (American pika) is the source of this 3173-nucleotide messenger RNA. RefSeq names its product regulatory factor X6 (gene RFX6). Gene Ontology annotation, molecular function: DNA-binding transcription factor activity, RNA polymerase II-specific; RNA polymerase II cis-regulatory region sequence-specific DNA binding. The record is from RefSeq and is a predicted model, not a curated record. Gene Ontology annotation, biological process: regulation of transcription by RNA polymerase II. The coding region runs from base 1 to 2784 and encodes 927 amino acids. Lineage: Eukaryota; Metazoa; Chordata; Mammalia; Lagomorpha; Ochotonidae. The transcript has 19 exons.